CAGAAGUUCUCCAAGUCGUUGCUACCAAGAGCACAGUUGCGUCGACAACCGGAGCAGAAACGACACCAGACGACGGCGGGAAAGCACAUCUCGUCUCCACUGGUCUACCAGAAAAUGCCCACCGGCCAGAUGCACUUACUACACGACAAGAUACUUUAUCAGCUCCACCACGACCUGCAGAACAAGAUGCUGUAGUACUAGAAGAAGAUGCAGCUCCUCCACCGCCAUCAGCGUGGCCAUGCUCACCGGGUUCAGACACGGACGAAGACGAAGCGGAUGACGCCGUUGCGGAGCUGCCUAUUGGCGAAGGCUUGCCGGGGACUGCAACGUUAAGAAAGUUGUUCCUUCUAACAUGUAAGUUAAUGAGCGGCCUCUAACAUGUAAGUGGCCGCUUCUGUACCUGUUGUCGUGUUUUCUACAUGUAUAGCCGAACAGCUUAAGGUUUAGAUGAACAAACAGAAACAGCCAAACGCAGGGUCACUUUGAGGGCCGCCAAACAAACACUCUAAUGCACAAGAGCGCCUUCAUGCAACGUCGGAACACAGCGCCAGCGUGGGCGGAUGACGUUGGCGGACAUCAAGCCGUUCGAAGUUCUACAUUGUUAGCCAGGUCGAGACAGAAUUCUUUGUCAGUUUUUGUCACCACGGUUCACGAGGACGAGCCCUUAGAUGCCAGCACUGCGGGAAUCUUCAAUGCAAUGGCCCCAAAUAUCAAAGAGACCGGAACGAUAGGGAGCAACAAAGACACAGUGGUCGCAGAAGCAAAGGACCCGAUUACGGCACAGCGACGUCGCAGCUCAUUGACGGUUCCCACACGAAGAUCCUCGGUUCCUGGAAGACGCGCGUCUCUGUCUGGAGAUAGGGCUGCGUCGCAGGCGACUAAGAGUACUGAGAGACUUUCUUGACGUUAAAUAAUUGGAUUACUUGAUUCUUUUGUAUUUUUGCUUCCUAGUUAGGUGUGCUCCACGACCAAUAUAUUGAUGAGGUUGUUACUGGUGUCACACUACGUACUUGAUGUGGCAUGUGCUGGAAGAUGUCGUGCACCCUACAGUAAAAUAGAAUCUAGUUGACAACCAUGAUGCAUUAACUUUAACUUUUCACUUUAACAUUCAUAAUUGACUUCUCGUUCUCAUUUGAAACCAGGUAAGCGCCUCCAGCAGAUCAAAAAGGAGAACAGGCGCAAGGAGAAUCCGUUUACACAGAUUUUCUCCACCUACACCG
Molecule: messenger RNA, 1220 nt
Organism: Amoebophrya sp. A25
Lineage: Eukaryota; Dinophyceae; Syndiniales; Amoebophryaceae
Source: the annotation of a GenBank genome assembly